ACACAAAAAAAAGAAAAGGAAAGAAAGAAAGCGGAACCAAAGUGUGCGAGUCUAGAGUAUGACCGGACGGUUUUAACCGACACACUGACGCCUCUAUGACGGGCACCAGUUGACAACAACGCCGAGUUGAUGUUGGCCUCUCUGUCCACGAUGAUGUCCCAUGGCUUCAAGAGCAGUAAGCAGGACUUCACUUUUGGACCAUGGAAAGUGACUGUUGCCAAAAACCACAUCAUGAAAUCCAAAGACAUUGAACGGUUAGCGGAGGAGAUGGACAUGCCUUGCCUUCCAGAGAUGUUGUUCGGGGACAACGUCCUUCGCAUCCAACACGCGGAUGGGUACGGCAUCGAAUUCAACGCCAUUGAUGCCCUCAAGAGAGUCAACAACAUGGAUGAUGCAGUCAAGGUGGCCUGUGCCCAAGAAUGGCAGGAGAGCAGAGCCGAUUCGGAGCAUUCCAAGGAGGUGUUGAGACCUUACGACUGGACGUACACCACAGACUACAGAGGCACUCUAGUAGGAGAGGACGUGAAGAUAAAGGUGACCGAGACGACGGAACGAAUCAACAUGGAGAAGCUGAAGGCUCGGGAAAGCAUCAUGUUCUUUGACGAGGUGCUGCUGUAUGAAGAUGAGCUGCAUGACCACGGAGUCUCUAUGACCAGCGUCAAAAUUAGGGUGAUGCCCACCAGUUUCUUCUUGUUGCAACGCUUCUUCCUACGAGUGGACGGGGUCCUGAUUAGAAUAAACGACACUCGACUGUAUCAUGAGGCAGGAAAGGAGUACAUGCUUCGAGAAUUCAGCACGAGGGAAAGCAAAAUAGCAGAGCUGAAGAACGUUCCUCCCUCUCUCUACACUGAUCCCAAUGAAAUCGCGCAGCACUUGACCCUGAAGCUGACAGAGUUCGAGAAGCUGGAGCUUCCUGUGAUGGAGCCUCAGGCAGCCGUUGACGACACUAGCCACUGACCAGACUACCACACGUCACUGUUUGGGUUGCAUGAUGAGAAUGGAGAGUAGUGGUCUUAAACCACGACCCUGUUGCUAUAGUAACACGAAAGCAAACAAACAAACAAAAAAACUGUACAGGAGUAGCUUUUAUAUGUAACCUCUGUGUUGGUGCGUUCUGGAAGCUGUUUCAUUGUGUUCGCGGUGCAGCUUAAAGGACUGUAUUUCGGUUCCGGCUUUGUUCAUAUCUGACCUGGUUUUUGUUUGGAAGCAUCUGUCACUCAUCAGCUUUGUGCCGUCAGGCUCAGGUGUCUUGAUAAUGUGUCUGUAAAAACUACAUAAAACCACCACCGUUUUCUAUCGA
Messenger RNA from Mugil cephalus (flathead mullet), 1300 nucleotides. It is a transcript of the gene tiprl, whose product is annotated as TIP41, TOR signaling pathway regulator-like (S. cerevisiae). Lineage: Eukaryota; Metazoa; Chordata; Actinopteri; Mugiliformes; Mugilidae. Gene Ontology annotation, biological process: TOR signaling. Gene Ontology annotation, cellular component: cytosol. The record is from RefSeq and is a predicted model, not a curated record. Bases 130 to 957 code for a protein of 275 amino acids. The transcript has 8 exons.